GAGAGCGCAAGAGCCCUAAGCGCGGUACCGCUGCGCCAAUGGCGCUGGUCAGGGUUAGCCCGGAGCGAUGCGAUGCGAUCGAUAUGGAGCUCAAGCAAUCAUCGCCGAGGUGUGGCCAGUUCUAUCGCCGGCGCCGGCGGCCGCAGGCUCUCCGUGUGGAGCCGAUCCAGACGAAGAUUUGCAGCGAGUCGGAGGGAGAAGACUGCGAGAAAGAUCUCAGCGAGAGGCAGAUCAAAUGGGGAACGCGCAAGAAAAUCAAAUACACGACCAAUCCGGACGAGAACCUCCAGAUCGUCGUCAAGGGCUGCUCCAAAUCGCUGCUGAAAGUUCCCAAGGACAUGCAAGGACGCUGGUCGAAUGAAAGGUAUUCUGCCGCUCAAGAGAGUCUCGUCCUGAUCCUCCACGAGAAAGGAGCGACCCCGGGAGCUCCAAUUGCGAGGCAUGUCCUGAGAGACGAGGCGAGGAAAUUCAUUGGCGACACUGGGCUUUUGGAUCAUCUUCUAAAGCACAUGAGCGACCGGGUGGUGGUGAGGGACCAACGAUUUCGACGACGCCACAAUCCCGAAGGCGUGAUGGAGUACUGGCUCGAGGAUGCGAGCUUCAUGGAGCUGAGGAAAGAUGCCAACGUAAGUGAUCCUUGGUGGAUUCCGCCUCCUGGAUGGAAGAAGGGCGAUCCUACCAUCACGAACGUUGAGGGAGAGAUAAGAGCACUUAAGGUGGGCUUUGAUGGCCUUCGAAGCGAGAUGCAUCAAGUACAAGAAUCGUCGAGCGAGUCUUCACACGAAGCGAUAAAAUCUCUCAAGGAAGAGGUAGAGCUCUUGCGAAGUGAAGUGCAGCAGCUGCAAGGAAAACCUGUCGAGAGACUGGAUGGCCUGGAGACUCAAGUUCGUAAGAUGAUGGAGGAAGGCAAACUCCGCCAGGAGCUCCAGAUCGUGGAGAAGCUGACGCUCGAUACUCAGUUCGCAAACAUGUGGAAGACCGUCAUUACAAUUCAGGAAAAGCUGGCGGGCAUGGAACGCUUGGAGAACUCUCGGUACCAGCAGCGCAGCGUCUUCUCUCCCUGCGUUAUACAAUCCCCCAGCGACCAGAAGGAGCACGCCUUCAAGCUAUGCAGGCCACCAGGGACGUUUCUCAUGCCUCCGGCCUCGACUCCCAGUGGCAGCAGGGGGCCCUCGUACCGAGUGGAAGACAUCCUCUCCCCGAGAUCCUCCUCGGACUCGGAAGUGACGAUGGAAACGAACAAACCAUUCAUCGAUCCGGUGGUGAGCAGGCACCAGAUGUUCCUCACGGCGGCGGUCCAGGCACUCCAGGACAAUAGCUUCCAGCAUCAGCAGCAUCAGCAGCAGCAGCCAGACAGCUCUUCCUCCUGGCUUGGACUCGCGGGAUCUCCGAGCUUUGAGCUGCUCCAAGCUCGCCAGAGCUAGCUCUCAUCGUUAUCCGCCACCACCACCGCAAUUUUGGACUCUAUAACGUACUUAAGAGAUGACUUUGUACAUAACGAGACGAGACGAGGCGAGUGAGGAACCAAAAUGGAAACGAAACAGGGUACCUUAGAAACAAGAGAGAACCAUAUCGUUCAUAAAACUUGAUGACACAAGUCACGACUUUUGCAAUACAACGCACCAAUUCGAUUUGUCAAA
Selaginella moellendorffii is the source of this 1640-nucleotide messenger RNA. RefSeq names its product protein DYAD. The transcript is spliced from 7 exons. The record is from RefSeq and is a predicted model, not a curated record. Lineage: Eukaryota; Viridiplantae; Streptophyta; Lycopodiopsida; Selaginellales; Selaginellaceae. Gene Ontology annotation, biological process: meiotic cell cycle; reciprocal meiotic recombination; meiotic sister chromatid cohesion. Bases 39 to 1424 code for a protein of 461 amino acids.